AAGACUUCGGUCCACAGCGGCCUACGCCUUUACGCUAUAACGCGGCCAGGAAGCUUUGUAACCUUACUUUGUGCAUGCGACUACAGUGUACUAAUACAGUAGUGUUGAUGGUUUCCUAAGGAACGCUGGUCAGAGUCUUAGCCUACGUCUAUCAGCCUUCCUUGACGUCUUACACAUCAGGCCGCAUUUCGGAUAGGCUUCGCCAGGCGGUAUCACUACCAACCUGAUAUCGGUCGCUGUGGGCUUGACGAUAUCGUCACACAGCAAUGGUCAGGCAAGGAGCUUCUGUGAGGGAUGACGAUGUGGAGGAGUCUGCGUCCCCUGACCGACUGUCGUUACCUCACAAUGCUGAUCACUCAUCGGCCCCGAGAAGAUGGAAUCGCCGUAUCGAGAGCCUCAUCGGUUUUGAAGCCCGGGGCCUGGAACGGGUCUCACCAGAGGAACGCCAAGCGCCCUCUGGAACCAACGUGCUGCAGAUGCUUUUGCUCUGGUUCUCCGCCAACCUCACGGUCAACAAUCUCGCCAUUGGGCUGCUCGGACCUCUAGUGUUCAAGCUUGGCUUCUCGGACUCUGCUUGGUGUGCUGUGGUCGGAGUGUUGUGCGGCUCCGCUUCCACUGCAUACAUGAGUACCUGGGGUGCUGUUAGCGGCAACAGAACGAUGGUCGUCCUACGCUACUUCUUCGGCUAUUAUCCUGCAAAGAUCUGCACGCUUCUCAACAUCGUCCUUAUGGUCGGCUGGGCGACCAUUGAUUCAAUCACAGGCGGGCAGGUGCUUUCAGCGGUUAGUGGAGGUAGUAUGUCCAUCGCUGUGGGUGUCGUCAUUGUAACUGUGAUCGAAUGCGCGAUUGCAGUCUUCGGCAUGAAGAUCUUCCAAACCUACGAACGCUUUGCCUGGCUACCCCAAGUCAUUAUGCUCUUCAUCCUUGUCGGUUCAGCUGGGCCGAACUUCAACACAUCACUGACCUCGUCCGUCACCGGCUCAGCACUAGCCGCGAACCGCUUCACGUUCCUAACAACCUGCUUCUAUGUCCCAAACUCAUGGGCCGCUGCAGGAUCGGAUUAUUACGUCUAUUACCCGGAGAAUACACCUCGCUGGAUGAUCUUCCUACUAACUCUUGGGGGCCUUUCGCUGUCAUUCUGCUUCAUGGACUUGCUUGGCGUUGGACUCGGUUCGGGCGUAACCGUGCUGUCUGCAUGGUCCGACGCUUAUACCACGUCUUCUGGCGCACUUAUCGCGACAGGCUACGCACCGUUACGCGACUUCGGCAGAUUCUGCGCCGCAAUAAUCGCUCUAGGUGUCAUCUCUAACUGCACGCCAAGCAUCUACAGCGGAGCCAUCGAUUGCCAGAUUAUGGGUCGGUACGGACAAAUGAUCCCGCGUUGGAUAUGGGUCCUCGUUCUCGUCGGAAUACAGCUAGUCUGCGCAUUAGUAGGGCGAAACCACUUAUUCACGAUCUUUCAGAACUUCUUGGCGCUGAUGGGAUACUGGCUUCUGCCAAUGAUCUGCAUCGUUCUCGAAGAAGAAUCUCUCUUCAAGCGCAGAGUGACUCCGGACUGGGAGGCUUGAAACGAUCGCUCGAAACUUCCAGUCCGACUUGCAGCGCUCGCAGCGUUCCUUCUAGGCUGGCUGCGUGCGGUUCUUGGGAUGUAUGAGACCUGGUUCGUCGGCCCACUUGCGGUGGCAGUGGGCGAUGCCGAUGUCGGCAUGUGGAUAGG
This is a messenger RNA of Baudoinia panamericana UAMH 10762, 1717 nucleotides long. RefSeq lists its product as uncharacterized. The coding region runs from base 267 to 1568 and encodes 433 amino acids. The transcript is spliced from 4 exons. Gene Ontology annotation, cellular component: fungal-type vacuole membrane; plasma membrane. Gene Ontology annotation, biological process: transmembrane transport. Gene Ontology annotation, molecular function: transmembrane transporter activity. The record is from RefSeq and is a predicted model, not a curated record. Lineage: Eukaryota; Fungi; Ascomycota; Dothideomycetes; Mycosphaerellales; Teratosphaeriaceae.